AUGAAUAGAUCUACUACAUCACAAAUAGCGAAUAAGAAGAUGAAAACUGAACGUAAUGGCGGAAAAAACUUGAGAUGUUUUCAUCUUAUAUUCACUAUACUGCUAUGGACAAAUGGUAUUGCUGUUAUAUCCGUUGCACUUUGGCUUCUUCUUGAUCCAAAACGUAACUAUGUACUCGAUUUUAUUGAUUUCUCCGAUAAUUUUCCUUAUCUCAAAGCUGCGACGUAUAUAGCUUGUGGAACUGGUUUCUUAUCGGUGUUAUUGGGAUUCGUGGGUUGUUUUGGAGCCAUUGGUCGACGACGAUGCUUAUUAGUUGGCUUUCUGAUUGGGAUUGUUCUACUCCUUGUUUUGAAUGUUGCUUUUGGAAUCUUAUCCAUAUAUUAUUGGAAUCAGUUCGAUUCGGAAACGAUGAGACGACAUAUGGUAACCAUGACGAGAAACAGAUACGGAAGAGAUGAAUGGGUGCAGCCAUUGAUGGACAAAAUACAAUUUUAUAAUGAGUGCUGCGGAGGUGAAGGAGCCAAAGAUUACCAUUUUUCGUUUUGGUUUGUGACUAACAAGGAAAGAGGAACCAUGUCCUAUGUACCAAUCUCAUGUUGUAAGCAGACUAUAACGGCUAGAUACUGGCUUCUUGCUCCUAUCGACCCUAACUGCGAUCUGAGAGACCAUUCUGAUACAUCCUUCAGCAGUACGGCAUAUAACGAGGGCUGCUCCGAAAAAGUUCUUGGACAAACCCGUAAAACCUGUUUGAUUCUGUUGGCUUUGAGUGCUGAAGGAGGACUAUUGAUGGUUUUCAUGCUAUUUCUGACUCUUUGUUUCCUGAACAAGAUAGUCUAUUACCGUACAUUAGGAACAAGUUAA
Molecule: messenger RNA, 861 nt
Organism: Auanema sp. JU1783
Lineage: Eukaryota; Metazoa; Nematoda; Chromadorea; Rhabditida; Rhabditidae
Source: the annotation of a GenBank genome assembly